Molecule: messenger RNA, 1380 nt
Organism: Colletotrichum lupini
Lineage: Eukaryota; Fungi; Ascomycota; Sordariomycetes; Glomerellales; Glomerellaceae
Product: ThiF family protein
Exons: 6
Coding region: 1-1380 (459 amino acids)
Biological process (GO): protein neddylation
Cellular component (GO): cytoplasm; nucleus
Molecular function (GO): NEDD8 activating enzyme activity
Source: RefSeq, a predicted model, not a curated record
AUGUCGGCCCCUCCACCUCCCGAAGCUCACCCUGUCAAUCCGAUUCGAACGCUCCUCACGAUGGCUACCGAAGCACCUUUCCCGGUAGCGGCACAUCAAGUCGAUGAGUCAAAGAGAUGGACCUAUCUCGACAACAUUCGCAAGACCCCAGGACCCUUCAGCGACCCUGAUGUGGCCGGAACAGAGGAGGCUUUUGAACAGUUUGACAAGAUCAAGGUCUUGGUAAUUGGCGCCGGAGGUCUUGGAUGUGAGAUUUUAAAAAACUUGGCCAUGUCGAAGUUCAAGGAUAUUCAUGUCAUUGACAUGGAUACUAUCGACAUCUCGAACCUAAAUCGGCAAUUCCUCUUCAGAAAGUCCGACGUCGGCAAGUACAAGGCUGAAGUCGCGGCUCAGUUCGUCAUGCGUCGUGUCAAGGGUGUCAACAUUACAGCCCAUAACUGCGCCAUUCAAGAUUUUGGUCAAGACUUCUACAAACAAUUCCAGUUCGUCAUAUGUGGAUUGGACAGCAUCGAGGCCCGCAGGUGGAUCAACGCGACCCUCGUACAGAUUGCUGAAGAAGGCGAGGACCCGGAUUCAUUGAUUCCCAUGAUAGAUGGGGGCACAGAGGGUUUUAAGGGUCAGGCUCGAGUCAUCGUACCUUCGAUUACAUCUUGUAUCGAAUGCCAACUGGACAUGCACGCACCGAGAGCCGCUGUUCCUCUCUGCACAAUCGCCUCGAUCCCCCGACAACCAGAGCACUGCAUUGAGUGGGCACACGUCAUCGCCUGGGACCAGGAGAAGCCGUUUCCAAAGCUGGACAAGGACGACACUACCCAUGUGUCCUGGCUGUACCAAAAGGCUCUUACACGUGCCCAAGAGUUCAAUAUUACAGGCGUCACUUACGCCCUGACCCAGGGAGUCAUCAAGAACAUCAUUCCCGCCAUCGCAUCCACAAACGCCAUCAUUGCGGCAGCAUGCUGCAAUGAAGCCUUUAAGCUCGCCAGCUCGGCCGCCCCAACGCUUGGAAUGGAGGAAAACUAUAUGAUGUAUUCUGGAAAUGACAGCAUCUACACCUACACCUUCAAGCACGAGAAGAAAGACGACUGCCCCGUCUGUGGACAGGAAUCGCGGCCGCUCGAGGUCGACCCCGACAGCACACUCCAAGACCUGGUGGACUCGUUUGUCAUCCGUCCCGAGGCACAAUUGAAAAAGCCUUCAUUCAGAGCCGCCAAUAAGACCUUGUACAUGCAGUUUCCGCCCAGCCUGGAGGAGAAAACACGGGCCAACCUUAGAAAGACCAUCAAGGAGCUCGAGCUGGAAGAUGGGCAAAAUGUUAUUGUCACGGAUCCUGCUUUCCCUCUGGAAUUCAACUUCUACCUGCGGUUCAAGAAGGCCGCAUAG